CCUUCUAAUUUCCCAAAUUCGUAGUUCUGUCCAGAGUGCUCCUAUUUUCUCGAUCGCUACCUGCUCUUCAUUCAAAGCUUCGCUUCGUUCGGAGUAACUGUGGAUUUUGUUUUUAUUACUUUAUCCCGGAUUAUGGAGUUUUGCUCCAUUAUUUCACAUGAUCAAUGGAAUACCAUUUCCAGUUAGAUAUUUACUCGUGUUGAUUAAAUAUAAGGGAUCCUUAAAGGGAAGUUCAAGAUGCUACAAAAUGUUCCACAUCAGAUUGUGCAAUCUCCAGCCAGGCUAGGCCUGCCAAAUCCCAAUUCACCAUCUCUUCAAAACCCGACACCUCCUAAAUUCACCUCCCAAAGCUCACCAUCUCUCAAUCCCCAUCAAUCCUCAAAUCAGUCAAGCGCAACUUAUGUUUCCUCAACACUCCUUCCUCUCCUCCCGCCUCUCCCUAGAGCUCAAUCUCUUCUCCUACGAAUGGGAUCUCUUGCCUCGAAACUUUUUGAAGUCUCGCCCAAUAGAUCUCAUUGGCUCAGUGCCUUUCGAGGUUCCCUUCCCUCCUUUUUGUCUUCCCAAACCCAAUCCUUGGCACCUACUCCACCAGACUCAUCUCCUUCAUCCAUCAAAGAAAUCAUUGCCCAGUUCACAGCUCUUCAAACUCAACUCUUUGAAGCAGUCGCUGAACUCCAAGAGAUUCUUGAUCUUCAAGAUGCUAAACUGAAGCUUGCUCGUGACAUCUGGUCCAAAGAUUCCACGAUUCUUGCUUUUGCCAAUAAACUUAAAGAGGCUGAGCGAAUUCUUGAUAUUCUUGUAGAUGAUUAUUCUGAUUAUCGCCGCCCUAAACGAUCAAAAGCGAUUGAAAAUGCAAAAGAUUCUUCCACAACUACUGUGGCAACUCAGCUGAAAUUAUCAGAUAUAUUGUCCUAUGCCCACAGGAUAAGCUACACAACUUUUGCACCUCCAGAAUUCGGUGCUGGACAGGCUCCUCUCCGGGGGGCACUUCCUCCUGCUCCACAAGAGGAGCAGAUGCGCGCAUCACAGUUAUAUAACUUUGCCGAUCUCGAUAUUGGUUUAUCUAAAACAGAUGAAGGUAAAGAGAAAAAAAUUGAUCCAUUCAUUGAAACCCCAACUGCACAGCCAUCCGAAAGCAAUCCACUGGCGAAUCUUGCAGCAAUUCCGGGUUUGCUUCCUCCAAAUAUUGUGGUACCAUCAGGAUGGAAACCUGGGAUGCCUGUGGAAUUGCCUACUGAUCUGCCAAUUCUUCCUCCACCUGGGUGGAAGCCUGGUGAUCCAGUCGCAUUGCCUCCGUUUGAUUCCCUUCCGGUUCCACCAAGGGCGGAGGAGCAACAACCAAGAUCUAUCCCUCCUCCAGGCCUGACAAAGGUACCAGAGUCGAUACAAGUCCGGCACGUUCAGCUUGACAUUGAGGAUGACAGUAGUGAUUAUAGCAGUGAUGUAGCCAGCUCUGACAGUGAAGGUUGAAGCUUGGUUGGAUCUCCUCAAGGUUAUUGUCUCUUUCAUGAUGGGUUACAUGAGUUCACUUUCGUUCUUUGAACAAAAUGAAACCGCAUCUUGGUAUUACUCUUGCAUGUCAUUUUGCAACUUCAUUUGCAAAAUGUUCAUUUUCUUUCUAUAAGAACUACCAGCAAUAUUGAUUAUGGUGAUAUGUAUGUAAAAGUAUAUAUACUUUUUCUACCAUCGGAUUGUUGCUAGAUAUUUCUCUCUUUGAUUUUUUAACGUUAUCACAAGAAAAGGAAUAGAGUGCCAUCAAGAGACACUAAACAAGCCUGAAAUGUCAUGAUAAACUUUAUCAAUAAUUCUUAAGUCUUUAUGAUUGAUAACGAUAAAUGUAUCUAAAUGUUGGAGUCAUUCUGCCAAGAAAUGGACUGAAUGUAUUUUUUAGUUUCGUUU
Molecule: messenger RNA, 1899 nt
Organism: Olea europaea var. sylvestris
Lineage: Eukaryota; Viridiplantae; Streptophyta; Magnoliopsida; Lamiales; Oleaceae
Product: mediator of RNA polymerase II transcription subunit 4-like
Exons: 3
Coding region: 238-1470 (410 amino acids)
Biological process (GO): regulation of transcription by RNA polymerase II
Cellular component (GO): mediator complex; core mediator complex
Molecular function (GO): transcription coregulator activity
Source: RefSeq, a predicted model, not a curated record